Messenger RNA from Hevea brasiliensis (rubber tree), 1185 nucleotides. RefSeq lists its product as uncharacterized. The coding region runs from base 87 to 989 and encodes 300 amino acids. The record is from RefSeq and is a predicted model, not a curated record. Lineage: Eukaryota; Viridiplantae; Streptophyta; Magnoliopsida; Malpighiales; Euphorbiaceae. The transcript is spliced from 4 exons.
UGCCGCUACAAAAUCCGCCUCCCCUGUGUGUGUGUGUGUGUGUGUGUGAGAGAGAGAGAGAGAGAGAGAGAGAGAGGAGAAAAGAUAUGGUGAACAUCGUUGCAAUAUACAUGACCUUAUUGCAUGGGCUAUUAAAGCUAGCUGGAAUGAGACCACGAGAAGUGGAGAUCCAGCCAGGGACGAUGAUGCACUUCUGGGUUCCAAGAGAAACCAUAGGCAAGCCUGUUGUUGUAUUUCUUCAUGGUUUUGCACUAAAUGGGAUUAUGACAUGGCAAUUUCAGGUGCUUUCUUUGGCCAGAAGUUAUGAAGUUUAUGUGCCUGAUUUCCUCUUUUUUGGAGGCUCAAUCACCGAUAAGGCUGAUCGGUCACCGGCGUUCCAAGCUGAGUGCAUAGCCAAGGGUCUAAGGAAGCUUGGAGUGGACAAGUGCACUUUGGUUGGUUUGAGUUAUGGAGGAAUGGUUGGGUUCAAGAUGGCUGAGAUGUACCCUGAUUUGGUUACAUCAAUGGUUGUAACCUGCUCGGUUAUGGCUCUUACCGAGUCCAUUACUCGUAGCGGUUUACAGAGAAUUGGGUUCUCAUCUUGGGCAGAAUAUUUGCUUCCUGAAACAAGCAAGGGUUUGAAACAAAUGCUGGACAUUGCUAGCUACAAGCUGCCCUGGCUGCCUAAUUUUGUUUACAAACAUCUUUUGGAGGUCAUGUUUGAUAAUAGGAAGGAGAGAACUGAACUUUUGGAGGCAUUAAUCACAAGGGACAAGGACUUUAGCAUUCAUGGCUACUCACAGAACAUUCAACUUUUGUGGGGAGAAAAUGACAUACUUUUCAAACUGGAAGACGCUCAUAAUUUGAAAGGGCAACUAAAAGGCAAAGCAACAUUGCAUUCCAUAGAGAAGGCAGGCCACCUGGUUCCUAUAGAGCGACCAUUUGCUUACAAUACCCUCCUCAAGAAAAUUCUGGCCUCUUUCUGUGAAGAUGAAAAGCAGAAAUUGUGAAGAACAACAAUUAGCAUUUUAUUGUCAUUGAGUAGUUUGCUUGCCAUCAAACAGUACUAAUCUGAUGUAAUUUCUUUUUUGAGUUGGGAAAUAAAGAUAAAUUAGCAAUCCAACCAAUAUCAUAUGUUAGGAUAGAAAUCAUCCCUAGAAAAUGGGAACUAACCAAUGAUGAAAAUUAAUUUACACAGAUAAUAUA